GCAAAUGGACACAUAGCGCUUACACCUUGCAGCCUGCGGGCGUCACCGACUGUUGAGCAGGGUCUCUGCCCGGUAUGCAGCCCUUUCCCGCAGAAUUUGCCCGAAAUGCAAAUUCAAACUCCAAAGAAUAUGACACAGUAUUCAUUGAGCGGUUAGGCCCCCACCGGUACAAAUGGAAGCUGCACGACUUUGCGUCGCUUCGGCAACUGCAGAAAGAGGUUUUGGGAGAAUGGGACAACAAAUUCCCAAAGGCGACGGCGCCGCCCCAGGGCCGCAGAAGGAUGUUGCGCCAGGCAAAGCCGCAGCGCCUGCAGCAGUAGCCGAAGAGGGCGAGGGCCUGCGGGCACGGCUGUGGGAUGUGCAAGACCUGGCAGCCAUCCGCAAGGGGCCGCUCGCUAAGCUGCCCAUCGAGGCGCUGCGGCGGCACCUGCAGGUGGAUGCGCUGGGAGGCGUUAUCGUGCGCACGGCUGGGGCUGAAUCGCUUUGCAGCUGGCAGCCGGAGCCGUGCUUCCCCCUGUCACGCGGUGGCCAAGCCGUGCCCGCCAACAUGCUUCCGCUGCACGCCGCCGCCGCGCGCACCCGCCGCCGCCUGGGCCCCGACGCGCCCAUCAAUGCGGUCGUGCGGGACGUGCCAGCACUCAUAGCUCCCCUUGGCUCCAUGCUGCCCUGGCUGGCCGCAGGGGCAGGGGCAGGGGCGGGGGCGGGGGCGCCCUCGGGGAGGAAGGACAGCGCCGCCGCCGGCGCGGGCGCGACGCCGGCGAUGGGGCCGCAGCCGAGGUCGUUUAUGGUGGUGAGGCUGGAGAGCGAGCAGGCGACAGGUCAGGUGGCGCCAGGCGUGUCUGCGGCUUCGGUGUCAGCGGGUGCGGACGCGGGUACAAGGGGCUCGGCAAGCGGCAGCGGGGAAAAGGGCGAGGGCGGGAGUGUGCCAGCGGAGGCGGCGGCAGCAGCAGCAGAGGCGCAGGCUGCCGCGGUGCCGGCAGCCGUGGGGGCAGCGUCCGAAACGCCAUCCGAGGCGCCUGCUGCGGAAAGGAAGGAGGGCUCCAGGGGAGGAGCAGCUACGCAGCAAGCGUCCUCCCCAGUGGACCAGCCCACGGAGGCUGUGCCUGCUGCACUCGAGGCGCCGCGUGGCCCGGCGCUCUCCUCCGCGCCCCCGUCACUCGAGGCGGCACCGCCAGCUGCAGCCGCCACGCCUGCGCCAGUGCAGCGCAAGAAGGGGCUGGCGCUGCGGCCGCUGCUGACCGGCCCCACCCAGGACCAAGUGGCCGCGCUGUGGCAUUUCGUGCUGGCUGCGAUCACAGCGCCGCCGCCGCCGCCGCCACCCCCGGCUGCUGCUACUGCGGCGCCGGGCGGCGAGGGCCAGGCAGCGGACGGCGGGCAGCCAGGCGGUGGUGCUGCCGGCGAUGAUGAUGAUGAUGAUGAUGAUGAUGACGAUGACGAGGAUUACGAUGAAGAUGACGAUGACGACCUUGAUGACGAGUUUGCAGAGCUGGGCCUCACAGGCGGGCGCCGCCGCCGGCGGAACGCGGCGCCGGUGACACGCGCGCCCUUGAUGACGGCAGCGGCGCGCGCGGCGGCGGACGUGGCGGCGGCGGCGCUGGUGCUCGACGUGCUGGGCAGCAACUGGGCGGGGCUGCCGGAGGGCGGGCUGGCGGCGGGCCUGCCGUAUCGCCUGGUGGCGGCGGCGGCAGCGGCGGCGGGCGGCGGCGUGGACGGCGCCGCCGCUGCGCUGGGGCUGGCGGCGAUGGCGACGGAGUGGCCGGCCUCGCUUCUGCGCGUGUAUCUGGACUGCACCCACUCGGGCGAGAGCGCAGGCGCGGGAGCGGAGGAUGACCCACAGGGCGUAGCUGCAACAGGCGGGCUGGAGGCGUCACGGCAGGCGCUGGCGCUGGCGCUAGGCUGGCAGCCGCCGCCGGCGGGGCGGCCGAGCACACAGCAGCUGCUGACGUACGCGCCGUGGUGGUACGAGAACGAUCUGGACGUGGAGGAGGAGGCAGACAGCCCAGGGCAGCAGCAGCACCAGCAGCCAUACGGGCUGGGCAGCUACCCAGUGGUUGGGUCGGUCCCGUUGCUAAGCCCCGGCCAAACCGCCGGGGUGGGGCCUGUUGCGGCGCCGGCCUCCCCAGCGCCUGCGGCAGCGAGCGCUGCCGCCGCCUCCCCGUACCCGUCUCCCUACAAAGCACCCUCGUCCACGGCGCUUCUCUCCGCCGCGGCAGCUGCUGCCGCCGCCGCCACCGCCGCCGCCGCACGCACACCUGGCGCCCUGCCCGUACCUUUCCCGACUGCCACUGCCGCCGGCAUGCCGCCCGGCGCCGCCACCGCCGCGGCAGCGCGCCUCGCCGUCGCCCUGGCCCCGGGCCGCGGCCCUGCGGACCCGGCGCUGCUUGCAGCCAUGGUGCAGCCGCGCAGCCGGCGGGGGCCGGCGCCGCUGUCGCGCCGCUCCGCGCAGCCCUUCCGGCGGCCCGAUGACCAAAUGGUGUUGCCCCCGGGGCCGCUGAACGUGGCGCGGUGGGAGCUGGUGCAGGCGCCCACGGCGCUGCCCUGGGGCGCAGGUGCCAUGUGGCCGCUCGGGCCCCACCUGGAGCCGGCAGGCCAGCAGCCGCAGCAGCCGCAGCAGCCGCAGCAGCCGCAGCAGCCGCAGCAGCCGCAGCAGCCGCUGGAUGGUGUGGAGUCUCCUGCGGCUGGCGUAGUCGGUAGCGGCGGCGCCGCGUACGUGAGGAGCCCGGGCGUGGUGGGUGUGGCGGGUGCUGGCGCCGCAGACGCCGGCACGGGCACUGCAGCUGUGGCGCCAACGCCGGCGCAGCGGCACCAGCCAGGUGCGGGUGCGGGUGCGGGUGCGGUGGACAGUCCUGUUGUUAUGGAGGAGGUGCAGGCCUUCGAGACGCAGCCAGAGGUGGACGGCGGCGGCAAGGCACGCGGCGCGUGGCGGAGCAGUGGCGGUGGCGGUGGUAGCAGCGGAGGCGGCGGCGCGGCGGCGGUGGGACCGGCAGUUGUUGUGCCGACGGCUGAGGACUCUGACCCGGAGUUCCCAGGGGCCCUGAGCGCGCAGGCGUCAUCGGUGGGCUCUGCAGCGACCGCACCUGCAGGGGGGCUGGCGUCGCGCCGCACCUUAAGUCUGCAACGGCAUGACAGUGUUGGCGGCUCGGGCGCCGGCAGCGGCCUGGUGACGGCGGAGGCGAGUGCGGCAUCCAUUGGCGCGGCCUCGGUCAUUGCAGCUUCGAUCGCGACCGCGGCUAUGUCCACUGCGGAAGAGGAUGCGUGGGUGCAGCAGGAGCGCAUGCGGAGGCAGGCCCAGGGGCCUGGUGGGCAGGAGCAGGAGCCGUUGCUGCCGGGGCAGGUGCAGGCGGACGGCUCGCCGCCGCCGCAGCAGCAGCAGCAGCAGCAGCAGUCGGCGGUCCUGGGGCUAGAGCGGCUCCCGCCGGACCUCGCGGCGGCCUUCCUACAGGCGGCGGCGGGCGCCAAGCGGCACGGCCACCUGCGCACCGUGCAGGUCGCCGCGCCCCUGACGACGCCGACUUAUCCCAAUGCGGCAGCGGCAAUGGCUGCCAUGGCAGCUGCUACUGUCGCUGCUGCAGCUGACCCGGGCUCAGUGCCCUCCGCCGGUGGCGCGGUGGCCACGCCAGCAGCAGCAGCAGCAGCAGCAGCAGCAGCAGCGGCAGCGGCCGGCUCCAGUCUUGUGCGAGCAGGCGCGCGCGCACCAGGGACUGCGGACGCCGCGGGCCCGGGAGGUGGCGCGGAGGCGGGGCCUCCUGACAAGAGCGGUUCAUUCGUGGGUGUGGAUGCGAACGGCAAGCCGUUUCCGCUGCCGCUUGCAGUGGCUGCUGCCGGCGGCUCUUUCGGUGGGGCUGCGGCUGUGCCUGCAGCUGCGGCUGCGGCGGCCACCGCUGCGGCUAUGGAUACGAGGUAUGUGGCGCCCGCAGCAGCCGGGGCCGCAGCAGCACCACCGCCUGCGGCGUCGCUUUCAGGGCUUGGGCCGGGGGCAGUGGCAGCGGUGCGCGGCAGCGGUGGAGGCGGCAUCCCCGCUGCUGGACCGGCAGCGGGCGGCGUGCUGCCGGCAGCUGUCGCGGCACCGCAAGGGCCGUGGCACAGCCCCAGGGCUGCUGCUGCUGCCGUGCCGACAUUCUCCAACCCGCUUGGUCUCCCUGUUUCGCCGCGCGGGAUGCCCCUGCCGCUGCUGCCGGCACCGGUGCGUCAGCUGCCGCCGCCGCAACAGCACGCCCACCACCCGCCGCACCCGCAGCAGCCUGUGAUGACCCUGGGGCAGAUGCAGGCACACCUGGGCCCGCAUGCGGCCGCAGUCCAGCAAUACCAGCAACAGAACCAACAACAUCAGCAACUGCCGGCGCAGCAGCACUUACAGCAGCACCCGCAACAGCACCCGCAACACCUGCAGCCUCACGGCUACCACACGGCACCGUCGCACACGGGAGCCGCGACGUACCUGCCGCAGCACUCGCAGCCGCUACAACCGUCACAGCCAUACUUUUCGCAGUCGCAGGCCGAUCCGUACUACGGCACCGAAGCGCCGUACGGCGGUUACGCGGUUACAACGGGACCGCACCCGCCGGCGCCGCUGCAGCGCCGGCCGCCCAACGCCGCGUCGCGGUGGGCAGCGGUGCUUGGGAUGGGCGGCCCGGGGCCUGCGGCGGCGGCCUCGCGGGCUGAGGACGCGCGCAUUGGCGCGUAUCAGGACUUUGUGGGCGUUACGGCGCUGGGGCGGCCGGUGCCGCGGUCGGCGGCGGGGUAUGGCGUGGGCAGCGGGUACGGCGGCGUGUUCCCCGGCCCCGGGUUCACAGGGCAGUACUCGUGAGGCCGGUGGUGGUGAUGAACUUGCGGCGGUUGUGGGAUAUGUGAGUAAUGUGACGUGUUCAAGUACCGGUGUGGCCAACCGCGGCGUCGUAAUGAUGCUGGGAUGACGCGCCGGCUGCAUGCUUGCGAACAUUAUAACAGAGGACAUGCAGUGUGUUCGGGGGGCUCAGCCCCACAUGAAUACCGACCCAAGUACGGGCUGUUGGAUAGGACCACCAACUGCAACACAUUCUACACUGCAUCUUGGAUGCGUAUGCUUUUACAGUAACAUAUGUCCGUGCUCGGUGGCGUUGUCGUGAAAGGUGGGGCAUGCUCCUGACCACGCACACCGGCACACGCGUCUCAGGGCCCCUGCACGACAUUGUACGGAACUGACGACCAUGCAAAUAUUCCCAUCCCGACAUACCCAUCCAAGGACCAGUGUUGAAUGUAAUGUACCGUAUGG
Chlamydomonas reinhardtii is the source of this 5251-nucleotide messenger RNA. RefSeq lists its product as uncharacterized. The transcript has 4 exons. NCBI's taxonomy places the organism in Eukaryota, Viridiplantae, Chlorophyta, Chlorophyceae, Chlamydomonadales, Chlamydomonadaceae. The record is from RefSeq and is a predicted model, not a curated record. Bases 230 to 4807 code for a protein of 1525 amino acids. Gene Ontology annotation, biological process: positive regulation of transcription by RNA polymerase II. Gene Ontology annotation, cellular component: mediator complex; transcription regulator complex.